AUGCAUCUCUGGACCCUUCUUGGCGGUCUCUCCGCGCUGGGCCUUCUAACCCAUGCAAGCGAGAUCGAGCCGAUGAAUUUCAACGUGACCAGUGCACUGGAGGACCUGGGCGUGGAUGUCUCGAGUAUCCCUGCAUUGAAGUCGUUCAAUGGUAUUCAAGCGCGAUCGGCGGAAAAGGCCUGCGCUGCGGCGUGCUCAGGCCUGAGCUUCCUCUACAAAUCGCAAGUCUCAGGGCAGAACUCCGCGGGAUACAGCAACUUCACCGACUCAUUCUGGUCGGUCCAGCAAGAAGAAGUUCAGCCUCACUGUGUCUUCCGACCUACUAAGAACACCGAGGUCAGCACUGCCGUUCUGCUUUCCCGACUUACUGGCUGCGAGUUUGCUGCUCGCAGUGGUGGCCAUGCUGCGUUCACGGGGGCUUCCAGCAGCCCUGGUGGUAUUAGUAUCUGGUUCAAGGAUAUGAACGAGGUUACUCUCAACGAGGACAAGUCUGUUGCUUCUAUCGGGCCUGGAAAUAAUUGGCUUUCUGUUUACUCGGCUCUUGAGCCCUACGGACUGGCUACUGUUGGUGGACGUGCUUCCAGCAUUGGUGUUGGUGGUUUCGUUCUGGGCGGUGGUAUCUCCUACCACUCCAACUUGUACGGUUGGGCGUGCGACAACGUCGAGAGCUUCGAGGUUGUUGCUGCGAGCGGUUUGAUUCUCACAGUCAGCGAAUCCUCCCAUUCGGAUCUAUACUGGGCCCUUCGGGGCGGUGGCAACAACUUCGGCCUCGUCACAAAAUACAACCUCUACACAAUCCCCGCCCCAAAAAUGUACGGCGGCGCCCGAACCUUCCUGCAGACCUCUUUCAAAAGCGUCAUCAAUGCCUUCAUCAACGUCGCCAACAAUGCCUCCGUCGACCCGCACGCCCAGCAAUACGUCGCCUUCCUCCAAGUCAACGGGACAAACCUCGCUUCUGCCGAACUAACCUACACAAAAGACGACUCAGAUCCGCAAAUAUUUAAGCAAUUCCGCAGUAUCCCCGCCGUCUCGGACACUGCUAGCUCGAAAACCCUGGUCGAAUACGUCAAAUACCUCGAGACCGAUAACCCGUUCCACCUCCGCGAAGUCUACUGGCCCAUUGCGGUGGAGCUGGACGAGGCCUUCGCGAACUGGGUCACGCAGACGUUUUACUCCAUGAUCUCGCAGGUUGAAGGUGUUGCUGGGAUUCAACCUGUUAUCAUCUACCAGGCUAUUACUGAUCUCAUCCUGGAGAAGAUGAGUCGGUUUGGUGGGAAUGCGCUCGGUCUCGAUAAGGCUGAUGGUCCGGUUCUUCUGAUGCAUAUUUCGACCUGGUGGAGUGAUGAGGCGGAUGAUGAAAAGGUUUAUGCGUUUGUCAAUAGUUUCUGGGAGAAGGUUAUUGCGCAGGCUAAGAGUGUGGGUGUUUACAAUGAGUACAUCUACAUGAACUAUGCUAGCAUGUUCCAGGAUCCGAUUGCUGGUUAUGGGGAGGCGAAUAAGGCGAAGCUGAAGAGCAUUGCGAAAAAGUAUGAUCCUCGUGGUGUCUAUCAGACUCUUCAGCCGGGGUAUUUCAAGCUUGAAGGUGCGCCUGUUACUGGGUCGUUCUAG
Messenger RNA from Penicillium argentinense, 1608 nucleotides. Its product is annotated as FAD-binding oxidoreductase. Bases 1 to 1608 code for a protein of 535 amino acids. The transcript has 3 exons. The record is from RefSeq and is a predicted model, not a curated record. Gene Ontology annotation, molecular function: FAD binding. NCBI's taxonomy places the organism in Eukaryota, Fungi, Ascomycota, Eurotiomycetes, Eurotiales, Aspergillaceae.